UAUACACCACCGAAGAAGAAGAAUGGCCGCCAACAUGAGCAAAUCUAAUCGGUUUCGGUUGAGCAGUUUUCAGAUAUUUGAUUUACUGUUUAAUCAGCGAAACAUUAAUGAAUUAAUAUGUCUAUUUACCGUUGUCCUUCUUUUAACGUGUACGUGUCUGGCAGACGAUGGCUACGAGAUGGAUGACUUUUUAAAAAGGGAGUACUCGCUUACCAAACCAUACCAAGGGUUGGGCUCCUCCAGUUCCUCCCAUUGGGACCUGAUGGGCAACGCCAUAAUCACCACUGAGAAUGUGCGACUGACCCCUGACUUGCAGAGCAGACAAGGAGCAGUGUGGAGCCGCGUUCCCUGUUACCUGAGGGACUGGGAGCUGCAGGUGCACUUUAAGAUCCAUGGCCAGGGGAAGAAGAACCUAAAUGGAGAUGGAAUGGCUCUGUGGUACACCAAAGAACGCAUGCAGACGGGUCCUGUGUUUGGAAACAUGAACCUCUUCACCGGCCUUGGAGUGUUUGUGGACACCUACCCCAAUGAAAAUAAUAACCAUGAGAAGAAGUACAACCCUUCAACUCAGAGGGUGUUUCCAUAUGUGUCAGGUAUGGUGGGGAACGGGACUCUGGCUUAUGAGCAUGAUCGUGAUGGCCAGUCUACAGAGCUUGGCGGGUGCACGGCCCUAGUGCGCAACAUCCCCCAUGACACCUUCCUCCUCAUCAGAUACACCAAAAACAGACUGACGAUACAGAUUGAUGUUGAUGGUAAACAGCAGUGGCGGGACUGUCUGGACCUACCAGGGGUGCGGCUGCCUCAGGGCUACUUCUUUGGAGCCUCCUCUGUUACUGGAGACCUGUCAGACAACCAUGAUCUCAUCUCUAUGAAGCUUUACCAGCUGACCGUGGAGCGUCCUCAGGAGGAAGAGGAGGAGGAAGAGCUCACUGUCCCCAGUGUUGAUAACUUUGAGCAAUUGAACAAAGUGGAGGUGCAGGAGGAGGGGAUGAGUGGAGUCCAGCUCUUCUUCACAAUAGUCUUCUCCAUCAUCGGUGUCUUUGUACUGGGGGUGGUGGCGGUGGUCAUGUACGGGUGCUGGAAGGAGAACAGCCGCAAACGUUUCUACUGACGGGAGAGGGAGAGAGGAAUAGUCUAUGGUUGCAUCCCAAAUGGCACCCUAUUCCCUAUAUAGUGCACUACUUUUG
Molecule: messenger RNA, 1187 nt
Organism: Coregonus clupeaformis (lake whitefish)
Lineage: Eukaryota; Metazoa; Chordata; Actinopteri; Salmoniformes; Salmonidae
Product: VIP36-like protein
Exons: 9
Coding region: 23-1111 (362 amino acids)
Biological process (GO): Golgi organization; endoplasmic reticulum organization; endoplasmic reticulum to Golgi vesicle-mediated transport
Cellular component (GO): COPII-coated ER to Golgi transport vesicle; endoplasmic reticulum-Golgi intermediate compartment; endoplasmic reticulum membrane
Molecular function (GO): D-mannose binding
Source: RefSeq, a predicted model, not a curated record